CUUGAACACAUAACCCGUCUAACCCGUCGUCAUGUCUCAGGUCUUCACUGCAUGGCUCAAAGAGAAGGGUGGAUCAUUUCACAACUAUGUCCAAUACGUGCCAGUUCCAUCUGGAUACUCAAUCCUUGCUAAAGAGAAAUUGCCUGCAGAUUCCACCAUAGUGUCCUGCCCUUUUGACCUUGUAAUCACUAAAACUGUCGCACUAAGAGCUCUCUCUGAACUUUUGCCAUCUGAAAACCUAUUGGAUUGGUCUGGACGUCAAUGCAUCUCGUCGUACCUCUGUUUUCAUCACAUACUGGACGAGUCAAGUUACAUCCCAGAUUUGGCUCAUGGACCAUAUGUGAAUACGCUGCCAUCGCGUGAAAAGUUGCGCACUGGACUGCACUUUACUCCAUUGGAGCUCGAGAUGUUCAAAGGAACAAACAUGCACGGUGCGAUUGUGGAUCGCGAGAAGGAAUGGCGACACGAGUGGGAAACAUGCCGUUCAGUCGUCUCGAAAGUGGAUCGCACCUGGGGCGACUUGGAACUGUUUUUGGAGUCAGCGACCCAUGUGUCCUCUCGCGCCUUCCCGUCUUCACUAUUGGACCCUAAUCCUACCUUGCAAUCAUCACCGUCCACAGAACCGGUCUUGCUGCCAGGUAUUGACGCCCUCAACCAUGCUCGCGCGCACCCUGUCUCGUGGGUAGUAACAUAUCACGAUAAUGCAGCGAGCAUAUCCCUCAUCAUACAUAAAUAUGCCAGCUCCGGCAAGGAACUCUUCAACAAUUAUGGUGCCAAGCCCAAUUCAGAGUUCAUCCUUGGCUACGGGUUCAGUCUCCCAAACAACCCGGAUGAUACCAUCGUGCUUAAAAUUGGUGACAAAAAGUGGGAAGUAGGCCGUGAGGCAAAAGGAGCCGAUGAAGUCUGGAACGCUUUCCUGUCAUUCGUUUCUCAAAACGAGGAGCCCGACUACGAGGACUGUCUCGAAGCAGCAGCAGUUCUCGAUGAGGCGGUGCAACAGUUAAUUGAAAGACUGCCUACAGACAAAGACCCUUCAGACCGGCUUGGAAUGCGCCCUGAAGUGAUGGCUAUGUUACAUGACUACGUUGAAGGCCAGCGAGAUAUUCUGUGCUCCCUCGCUGAAUUUUGUGAGGCAAAAAAGCGACUCGCGGUAGAAAUGGCUGAGGUUCAAGGCAUUGACCUAGUUUUUGACGACGAUCAUUGAAUUUUGUGCAGCGUGUACUCCCCAUGUUGCCAGUUCUUCUACUGCCCUAGUGUCCCAUCCUUGAAACUAUUACCACUCCCCGUCGUCUUGUAUCUAGUAGAUAGGAAUCCUAGGAUGUACAUGGACAGCUUCUUUCAUUCAUCUUUUCAUGGCACCUGAUGUAUCUCCAUAUCAUGGGUUUGACUAUCUUUAUUCAGCUAGCAUGAAGUACACG
Guyanagaster necrorhizus is the source of this 1418-nucleotide messenger RNA. Its product is annotated as SET domain protein. Gene Ontology annotation, cellular component: nucleus. Gene Ontology annotation, biological process: peptidyl-lysine monomethylation. The transcript is spliced from 5 exons. Gene Ontology annotation, molecular function: protein-lysine N-methyltransferase activity. Bases 32 to 1204 code for a protein of 390 amino acids. The record is from RefSeq and is a predicted model, not a curated record. NCBI's taxonomy places the organism in Eukaryota, Fungi, Basidiomycota, Agaricomycetes, Agaricales, Physalacriaceae.